AUGGAUCGCUCCAAACCUAUGAAGGCUGUUGUUUUCAAUGGUCUGAAGAGUGUCUUGGUACAGGAGAAACCUAUCCCAGCGAUCCAAGAUCCGAGAGAUAUCAUCGUCCGUGUACAAGCUGCGGCUGUCUGUGGCUCCGACCUCCAUGUGUACCGUGGAAUUGAGCCUUGCACGGCUGGCGUGACCAUGGGCCAUGAGUUUAGCGGUGAGGUUGUCGAGACUGGCACUUCGGUCAAGACUGUCUCCAUCGGUGAUAGGAUUGUGUCUCCUUUCACAACCUCGUGCAUGGAGUGCUACUUUUGCCGCAAUGGAUACUCAUCGCGCUGCGAGAACAGUCUCUUGUUCGGCUGUGAGAAGCUCGACGGCGCACAAGCCGAGUAUGUCCGCGUUCCCUUCGCCGACGGCACGGUUCUCAAGGCCCCGGAGAGCCUCAUGACUGAUGCUGCCCUUCUCAUGGGCGACAUCUGGCCGACUGGUUUCUUCGGCGCCUCGAAUGCCAGGGAAAUGCUUGGGCCCGAGAGGUGGGCCGAUGCCGUCGUGGUUGUCAUUGGGCUAGGCCCCGUCGGCCUGUGCGCCCUCAUCACAGCCCUUGAGUACAGUCCUCGCAAGGUCUUUGCCAUUGAUGGCGUCGAAAGUCGCCUCAAGCUUGCGGCAGACCUCGGCGCAGAAACGCUAAACUUCCAUGAUGGCACGGCAGCCAUGCUCAAGAGGAUUCACGAGGUGACCGAGGGUCGUGGUGCUGAUGCCAUUAUUGAAGUAGUCGGCCUCAAGCCGGCGAUGCAGACCGCUUUUGACUUGGUUCGUCCGUGGGGCGUCAUCAGCAGUGUCGGUGUUCACAGCCAGGAGCUUCCGUUCACCGGCGCAGAUGGUUACGACAAGAACCUGCGUGUACAAAUGGGUCGCUGUCCUGUCCGGUCCAUCUUUUCUGAUGCACUUGGUUUACUGGAAAAGAAGCAGCACCUCCUGGGAUUCAUGUUCGAUAAAAUAAUCCCUCUUGACGAAGCGCCCGAGGGGUACAAGCUUUUUGACGAGAUGAAGGUCCAAAAAGUCAUUCUUAAGCCUUAG
Messenger RNA from Verticillium dahliae VdLs.17, 1065 nucleotides. RefSeq names its product S-(hydroxymethyl)glutathione dehydrogenase. Gene Ontology annotation, molecular function: zinc ion binding; oxidoreductase activity. The coding region runs from base 1 to 1065 and encodes 354 amino acids. The transcript is spliced from 7 exons. NCBI's taxonomy places the organism in Eukaryota, Fungi, Ascomycota, Sordariomycetes, Glomerellales, Plectosphaerellaceae. The record is from RefSeq and is a predicted model, not a curated record.